AUGGCCAUCUACAGUGCAGUUCCUCCGCCAGAGGAACACACCAACAUUCCUGUCCAUUUGCAGUCGCCGUCCACGCCUGUCACAAAUGGCGCCAUCGAUAUUGAUGCAUGGACCGUAUCUGCACUGCAAUCUUUGAGCGUGUCCCCAGUUGCGCGUGGGACUGGUACUCCGUUGUCUAUCCCACUGGACAAUGAAGCAACCACACAGAAGCAGACGCGUGUCGUUGCAUUCAACGAGGCUGGAGGUGAAAAUGCGCUCCCACGUCGACCCCCCUCGAGGCGCGACAGCAUGAAGCGCCGAGAUGAAUUGCUCAAGGGUAAGGAAGGGAGUCGCCAGCGUCGGCGAUGGGAAAAUGACCGGCUCGUUGGUGUUCCCAACGUCCAGCCACCGGCGGCUGCAGAUUGGGAGGUUCGGCCGACGCAUCCAGUUCAACGUGUUCCGUAUCAGCUCGCCCACUUCUGGGACCGAGGCGUCCGACAGAGAGUUGAAGAGAAGACAACCAAGCUUCAAGCCGUUCGUAAGAAGCAACAACUCAAAACGGGAAGUGCUACCGGUCUGGGCGUUGGUGAAGUCCCUCGAGACCUACGGGAGAUGGCGAAACGCACUCCGGCCAUCCGCAGUUGGGUCCACGCAAUAGAGGAUCCUGUCCGGCAGUUCCUUUUCGAGGAGCAGGACCGGCGUUUGGAGUCGGCACGACGACAGCGCGGAAGCGAUGAAAUAUCUAAUGAAUCUGAGCUGGACUCGGACGACGAGGAAAUUGUCUUUGUAGGCAGAGAAAGUGCAAUGCGAGAGUUGCGCGAGAAGAAGGAGGCUCGGCAUCGCAGGGCCCAGAGGACAGUUCCCCAGGAGCAAGUUGAUUCUGGCCUUGUAUUUGACUCCUUUGGCGAGGGCGAAAGUGCGGCUUUCAAGCGCUGGCUGGCCCAUGCCAUAUCUGAUUACUAUGGCCUUGCAUCAACGUCCAUGACCCCAACCAACACAUCAUGUCGAGUCACCCAAUUUGGACAUAUCAUAGAAAACAGGCGCUUUCGCAAGCGCAGCCUAUUUGUAGGACUGACAGAAGCGUCGGCGGCCAAGCCUACCGAGUCAGCAGCGUUGAGAAUAGACAUUCAUUACCAUCAAGUCGCCGAUUUAUGGGCCAUGACCAGUGCAUUUUGCGUAAAUGGAACACGGCUCAUGCUCAAGGGCGGAGGUGAUACCGUCUUGGCUUUGAUCUGA
Messenger RNA from Metarhizium brunneum ARSEF 3297, 1215 nucleotides. RefSeq lists its product as uncharacterized. The record is from RefSeq and is a predicted model, not a curated record. Lineage: Eukaryota; Fungi; Ascomycota; Sordariomycetes; Hypocreales; Clavicipitaceae.